AUGACGUCAGUGCAGGAUGUAGCGCUGCCUUCGUGUGGGCUUCGAGGGAUGGCAGUUUCUAUCUACAUGCGGGUAGAAUACGUGGACCGCCGUGGGUACGGCUGCCCAGUGGCAGGCAUGGAACUACGCAACGGGACAGCACGACCUAUUGAGAAGGAAAAUUGGAUGGGUACGCAGUGGUGGCGGGAGUGGCUGGCGUGGGGUCUGGGAGGUGGAGGAGAGAUUCCGUCGAGUGUUGUGGGGCUUUGGAGUGUGUGGAAGGUUGCACCAGCCCUCUUCACAUGUGUGAACGUUUGCGUCUGCGCAGGAGCACUCACCGCAUUGGUGGCCUGCGUGCGCUGGUAG
Messenger RNA from Eimeria mitis, 345 nucleotides. RefSeq lists its product as uncharacterized. The transcript is spliced from 4 exons. The coding region runs from base 1 to 345 and encodes 114 amino acids. Lineage: Eukaryota; Apicomplexa; Conoidasida; Eucoccidiorida; Eimeriidae. The record is from RefSeq and is a predicted model, not a curated record.